This is a messenger RNA of Suillus clintonianus, 744 nucleotides long. RefSeq lists its product as uncharacterized. The transcript has 3 exons. Lineage: Eukaryota; Fungi; Basidiomycota; Agaricomycetes; Boletales; Suillaceae. The coding region runs from base 141 to 482 and encodes 113 amino acids. The record is from RefSeq and is a predicted model, not a curated record.
UUGACUCAACGCUUGUACUUCAGUUCCCUGCUACAUCCGCCCUACCAUCCAAUGCCGCCCUCUCAGUGCAGCCCACAGCUCGGAUUGAGGUUUUCGAAUUAAGUUCUCCGCGUCCCCCCUCGAACGGAGUCGCCCAAUUUAUGCGGGAGCAGCUUUUUUUGCUUGUUCCAAGGCAUGGUAAUGGGCCGCCAGUUAUUAAUGUCGCGGCCGGGCGGAAGUUCACUCGGCUAGCCGCUGCCAAACUACCGGAAUACAGAAAAGCAGACGACACCCGAUAUCCGUCUGGGCAGCGGGACAUUGAGUCAUCUGACAAUGAUUCGCUCCCGGAUGUGCAUUGGUGCAAGGCGUUCCUUUGCCAUUAUUCGUGUUGGUCUCAUGGCAGACUGAGGAAGCCUCCUCGAUGGCGCUUGGAGCGUGUCGAGAUACCCCGCCAGGACAAUACAGCGAAUAGCAGCCAUGGUGGUGUUCACGGUGGCACUUAGCGCACGUUCACAUCUGAUUACUGCCAUUUGAACUCUCCCUGUAGUAAGUUCGAAAACAUCCACGCAUUGAUGCACACUUUUGUCUCUAGAGUGCCUUCGCUCAGAAUUGUUGAUCUUCGGAUGUGUUAUCCUACGACCAUGGACAUGAGGUGUAUUUAUUGAUUUGUUUCACGUUCGAUGGGGAUGUCCUCUCACGAACUCCAGUAUCUUCGCCUCUCCGUAUAAUUCUGUUGGCCGUUCUGCACCGAAUAUUCAUCAUAGG